Messenger RNA from Lathyrus sativus (Indian pea), 3003 nucleotides. NCBI's taxonomy places the organism in Eukaryota, Viridiplantae, Streptophyta, Magnoliopsida, Fabales, Fabaceae. The record is from the annotation of a GenBank genome assembly.
AUGAGUCUUCGGUUGAAGAUGCAGAAUCAUCAUCAUCAUCAUCGCCAUCCUUUGGCUUUGUCGAAGUUGCACGAACAAACGGGGAACAAACGAUACACGUUCAUUCAGGCGCAUAGAGGUUGGCUUUUGAGGUUUUUGUUGCUAUGGAUUCUUCUGAUGGCGAUAAUUAGUUAUUGUAUCUAUAGCAAUAUGGAUGUGGAUUCGAAAGUUAGAAGGAAAGAGGUUUUGGGGAGUCUUUGUGAUCAAAGAGCUCGAAUGUUGCAAGAUCAGUUCAGUGUUAGUGUUAACCAUGUUCAUGCUCUAGCGAUUCUUGUUUCGACUUUUCAUUAUUACCGAAACCCUUCUGCUAUAGACCAGGAAACUUUUGCGGAAUAUACAGCUAGGACUGCGUUUGAAAGGCCGUUACUUAGUGGAGUGGCGUAUGCGCAGAGAGUGGUUAAUUCGGAAAGGGAUCGAUUUGAAAAGCAACAUGGAGUGGUUAUAAAGACAAUGGAAAGAGAGGCUUCGCAGGUUAGAGAUGAGUAUGCACCGGUCAUAUUUGCUCAAGAAACUGUCUCUUAUCUCGAGUCUAUUGAUAUGAUGUCUGGCGAGGAGGACCGAGAAAACAUUAUGAGAGCUCGAGCUACUGGGAAAGCUGUUCUGACUAGUCCUUUUAGGUUGUUGGGUUCUCAUCAUCUUGGUGUGGUUUUAACGUUUCCUGUUUACAAAUCGAAGCUCCCUCCAAACCCAACAACCGAAGAGCUCAUUAAAGCGACGGCAGGAUAUGUUGGAGGAUCCUUUGAUGUUGAGUCCCUUGUGGAGAAUUUACUCGGUCAACUUGCUGGUCACCAAGCAAUUUUGGUGAAUGUAUACGAUAUCACGAACUCUACUGACCCUCUUAUCAUGUACGGCAACCAAUACGAAGAAGGUGAUGUUUCUCUUGUUCAUGAAAGUAAGCUUGAUUUCGGAGAUCCAUACAGGAAACAUCAAAUGAUAUGUAGGUAUCACCAGAAGGCACCGACAAAUUGGGUAGCUCUUACCACUGCAUUCCUAUUCUUUGUGAUUCUUUUGUUAGUCGGUUAUAUUUUAUACGGUGCUGGAAACCAUAUUGUCAAAGUAGAGGACGAUUUCCAUGAAAUGCAGGAAUUGAAAGUUCGAGCUGAAGCAGCUGAUGUUGCCAAGUCACAGUUUCUAGCUACCGUCUCUCAUGAAAUUAGAACACCGAUGAAUGGCAUUUUAGGAAUGCUCGGUCUGCUUCUACGCACUGAAUUGAAUUCUACCCAACGGGAUUAUGCUCAGACUGCUCAAGCAUGUGGAAAGGCACUGAUAGCACUAAUAAAUGAAGUGCUUGACCGAGCUAAAAUCGAAGCUGGAAAACUAGAGCUAGAAGCGGUUCCAUUUGACCUUCGGUCCAUACUCGAUGAUGUCCUUUCUCUCUUUUCCGAGAAGUCUAGACACAAAGGUUUAGAGCUGGCAGUGUUUGUUUCUGAUAAAGUUCCGGAUAUUGUUAUGGGUGAUCCUGGGAGAUUCCGGCAAAUUGUAACAAAUCUUGUCGGAAAUUCUGUUAAAUUCACUGAGCGAGGACAUAUAUUUGUUAAAGUCCAUUUAGCUGAAAAUCGAAAGUCCGCAAUGAAUGGAAAAUUCGAGACUUUUCGAAACGGAGGAUCUGAAGAAGUUAUGCAUAUAUCCGGUGGCUAUAAUCUGAAAACCUUGAGUGGAUGUGAUGCAGCUGAUGAACGCAACAACUGGGAUAAUUUUAAGCAUCUAAUUGCCGAUGAAGAGUUUUUCUGCGACGCAUCGACUAAAAAAGUGGCCACUAACGAAUCUUACGAGCAAGUAACUUUGAUGGUCUGUGUCGAAGACACUGGAGUUGGAAUCCCUUUCUCGGCACAGGAUAGGAUUUUCAUGCCAUUUGUGCAGGCGGAUAGCUCAACUUCAAGAAACUACGGUGGUACCGGCAUCGGCUUGAGUAUCAGUAAAUGCCUGGUUGAACUUAUGGGCGGUGAAAUAAACUUUAUAAGCCGGCCGCAGGUUGGAAGCACUUUUUCAUUUACUGCCGAUUUUAAAAUAUUUAAGAAGAAUUUAAUACCCGACGUGAAGAAGGUUAAUUAUGAAGAUCUACCUUCGAGUUUCGGAGGACUUAAAGCCAUUGUUGUCGAUGGUAAACCUGUAAGAGCUGCCGUGACUCGAUACCAUUUGAAGAGACUUGGGAUACAAGCUAAAGUCGCAAAUGCCAUCAAUAAAGCUGUUUCUUUAUGCGGGAAAAACGGUUCUUUGACUACAGGAUUAUUCCAGCCCGAUAUUAUUUUUGUCGAGAAAGAUUCAUGGGUCUGUGGAGAGGAUGUGCGGCAACUAGAUUGGAAGCAAAACGGACAUAUAUUUAAGAUGCCUCAAAUGAUCCUUCUUGCGACGAAUAUUAGCAACGACGAAUUCGAUAGAGUGAAAUCCGCAGGUUUUAGCGACACCGUGAUCAUGAAGCCGCUGAGAGCGAGUAUGGUGGGAGCUUGUCUUCAACAAGUAUUGGGGACAGGCAAGAAGAGACAACUAGGAAAAGAAAUGCCCAACGGUUCAACUUCCGUUCGAAGCCUUCUUUUCGGAAAGAAAAUUUUGGUGGUUGAUGACAACGGAGUGAACCGAAGAGUAGCUGCGGGCGCGUUGAAAAAUUUCGGAGCUGACGUGAAGUGUGCAGAUAGCGGCAAAGCUGCUCUUGAAAUGCUUCAAUUCCCUCACGAUUUUGACGCAUGCUUCAUGGAUAUUCAAAUGCCCGAAAUGGACGGGUUUGAAGCGACGCGACGAAUUCGGGGGAUGGAGAAGGCGGCGGCGAACGAUGAAGCGACGAAAAGUGAGUUCCACUUACCGAUAUUGGCGAUGACGGCGGAUGUAAUCCAUGCAACAUAUGAAGAGUGUUUGAAAUGUGGAAUGGAUGGAUAUGUGUCAAAACCAUUUGAAGAAGAGAAUCUUUAUCAAGCAGUUGCAAAGUUUUUCAAAACAAAGACUACUAGUACCACAAUAGAUUCAUCAUAA